GUUAUGCCGUCAAAGAGGAGCUACAAGAUGAGUUGCAGGUCCCAAGUUUUCGUUUGCGGCUGCUGCAGCGAAACGACAUGGUACCAGACAAGAUGUCUUGGGAAGAGUUGGGAAAGCCUGAAGAAUUACAGCUGGUGAUUCUGCCCAUUGGCAACGGCUCGGAAGAGAAGCUCUUGGAGGCGGCCGAACAAGGCGAUGGCAAGCUGGUGAAGCAGCUCCUGGCAGAGCCUGCGGAUCCCAACUGCCUGGACAAACAGACGCAUAAGUCGCCCCUUUUGAAGGCCAGUGCUCAGGGCCACCUGAAGGUGGUGAAACUGCUGAUCAAGGCCCAGGCCAGCCUGGAUCUAAGGGACGGCCGCCUUGAGACUCCCCUGAUGGCUGCCUGCAGCCACGGGCAUUUGGAGGUGGCCCAGUGCUUGCUUUCUGCAGGCUGCAAGAAGGAUGAGACGGAUGAGCAUGGCCGGACGGCUUUGAUGAUGGCAUGCACCGCAGGACAUUUGCAGGUGGUUCGCCUUCUUUGUGAAGAAGGAAGUGACAAAGAUGCCGUGGACGCCAACGGGCGUACAGCGCUCCACUGUGCAGUGACGCAUGCGUGGGAUCAGGUGGUUCAGUACCUGCUGGAGCAGCGGGUGGACAAGGACGUUUUGGACCACCAGGGACGCUCGUGUCUGCACGAGGCGGUGAUUUCUCCGAGGACCUUUGGAGCGGUCCGCUGUUUGGUGGAUGCUGGGGUGGAUAAACACCGCGCUGAUGCGGAAGGGCGUACUCCGCUCUACGAGGCGGCGUGUCACGGCCAUAAGCAAGUGGUUGCUUAUUUGAUUCAGCAUGGUGCCGAUGUAGACGCGGCCGAUGCAAAUGGGAAGACCUCCUUGUACAUAGCUUGUCAGUGA
This is a messenger RNA of Cladocopium goreaui, 890 nucleotides long. The record is from the annotation of a GenBank genome assembly. Lineage: Eukaryota; Dinophyceae; Suessiales; Symbiodiniaceae.